GUCUAUUGAGCUUUUCGAUGCGAUAUGUGUUAAAUGUAAUAUAGAAAAACGGGGAUGAGGGUUGUUCGUGCUGAGUGCUGACGUAAGUCGAGCCUCGCGCAAGUUAGGUUUGCAAGCUCCAAUCGCUCCGCAGCCGCACUUGCUCCAAGACUCCAAUACGAGCCGAGUAGUCGCCGUGAAUGCCUGUGCCGUACGGCGCUGUUACCGACACGUUUACUAAUUCGCAUCUCGCGCACCAAUACGCGGAAACUAUCACUUUCGCUAGUUACAUUCUUGUUUGAACCAUGAUGACGCAGUGAAAUUUAUCUUGUGCAUUUCCCUGGCAUCUCUACCACGGCGGCAUUGCAAGAGAAAAACAUGCCUCAGUGGGCAAGCGCUGAAGGCGGUGGUUCAGAAGCGGCAUCUCCCGAUCAAAUGAUGCUGUGCUAUGACAACGGCGGCUCCGAGUACUAUGAUAGUAAACAAGAGGAGGCGGAUAUAAAAAUCGAGCAAGCUGGUGAUUUCUACGAUAGUGGCAGUGGUAGUGAUGAGCAAGUUCCUCGUCGGGUAUGCAGGCCUCGACGGACACCAGCGAGCUCUUCCUCUUCGGGAACAACAAGUGGUUCCAGCGGACCCGGUCGUCGACGCCGCUGCGGUAUAUCCGCCCGGGAACGUAAUUUGCGUAGAUUAGAAAGCAAUGAACGGGAACGAAUGCGGAUGCAUUCGCUAAAUCGUGCGUUUGAGGAUCUUCGUCGUGUUAUUCCUCAUGUUAAAAAGGACAACCGGAGUCUGUCGAAGAUAGAAACAUUAACCCUUGCCAAAAAUUAUGUGAAAGCCCUGACAAAUGCCAUAUGCACCAUGAGGGGUGAAGUUCCUCGUUAUUUAUUCAACAGUGAUGAUGAGAAUGUAGAGCCGGUUUUCGUUCUAAGCAGGGAGCAAGAACAUAACAACAACUUGCCAAACGACCAUGACAGGGAAGACCCCUCGCCGGUGCCAAGUGGGUGCCUUUGACGACGCAAUGAUUCCUAAACUGCGGGCCCACAAACUAUAUCAGCAUGCAUGGACAGGAACUCGAAUACACGAGGGCAGUUCAGCAAAGAAAAAUAUAUAGAGAUAACGUUAACUAAUGUUAAUUCUAAAUAUUUUUCCUUUCAUGCUCCUAAAGUCAAUCCUACGACUACCUGGCAAUGUAUGGACAUCGAGACAGAACAAACAUGCUAUAUUACCUAGUCGUAGAUUAACUUGCAUGAAAAGAUUAUUUAUGACAUUACAAUUAAUGACGCUAUUUAAAAAAGAAAAAAAAAAGAAAAAGGAAAGUAAUUGGUUACUAUUGUACCUGCAAUACCAAAAG
Vanessa atalanta (red admiral) is the source of this 1330-nucleotide messenger RNA. It is a transcript of the gene dimm, whose product is annotated as protein dimmed-like. The record is from RefSeq and is a predicted model, not a curated record. The transcript has 5 exons. Gene Ontology annotation, molecular function: protein dimerization activity. NCBI's taxonomy places the organism in Eukaryota, Metazoa, Arthropoda, Insecta, Lepidoptera, Nymphalidae. Bases 358 to 990 code for a protein of 210 amino acids.